Lactuca saligna is the source of this 585-nucleotide messenger RNA. The record is from the annotation of a GenBank genome assembly. NCBI's taxonomy places the organism in Eukaryota, Viridiplantae, Streptophyta, Magnoliopsida, Asterales, Asteraceae.
AUGAAUAUAUCACCAAAAACAUACAUUGAUAUGAAAAUUCUCAUAUCAUCAUUUGAAAUAUUAAAAGCAAACAAAUAUGCAUAUUCAGCACCUAAAGAAGAAGCAGCUAUCAACUCAACAACAAAGCAACCAAAAGAAGAAAUUCAAGAAAUAUCAUCCGAUGAUAGUCCACUGCACACAAAAAAACAACCUAUUACACCCAGUCCAGAAGAAUAUCCACCACUUCAAGCCGAACAUAAAAACAUAAAGAAAUGGUAUGUGAUUUUCAACGGCGAAAACAAAGGAAUCUAUGACGAUUGGGGAAUUGCCAAUUCAUAUAUUCUUGUAAAAAAUGUCAUUCACAAAAGUUACAAAACAAAAAGUGAAGCAGAAGCUGCAUACAACGAAGCAUACAAAGCAGUUAUAAAAGAUAAUGUCGAAUGUUCAAAAACAGUUCUCCUUACACCACAAAAACCCAUAUCCAACUUUACUCCACAAAAACCGGUAUCCAUCCCUAAAUCUCUUAACCAAUUAAAUGCCAAAAUUACCUUUGAAGCCAUUCUAUCAACCAAAGAAAAAGAAGCUAUGAAAAAACCAACUCCCUAA